AGAUUAAACAACACAACAGAAAACUCUGCUAGCCUUUAUUAUUAUUAUAUUAUUAUUUUUUGGAAGAGAACAGAGGCUGGCCCACAAAACUCAGCCCAAACAGAGUUCUCUUUCUGAAACCGUUCUGAAAAAGCCAGUAAAGGACUCCUACUUAGGAUGACUUCGAUCUUGGGAUUCGUUUCCCUACAAAGAUCCUCUUAAUCCCAUCACCAUAUUUUUUCUCCCUUAAAAAAUUCACAAGGCCAGGGUUGUGUGAUUGUGAAACAAUAAACAAAUUCAUGGGCGAAGAGAGACCCUACAAAUCUACUAUUUUUCUAUCAUGGCAACAUUAUGGUGGGUUUGGGUUGGUUUUGGAUGCGGGUGGUAAAAGCAGAAUUUGUUAAAAUAUCAACAUUUUCGUAAACUCAUGUGGCGGCUUGUAGUAUAUGUACCAGGCAAAGGACGAUCAUUACUUUCUGUUGCUCCUGGUCCUUCAUAAGUACUUCGUAGAGAAGGUUGGUUUCAUGGUAGCUUUAUGUUGGCUUAUUGAGAGAACAAGUCUGAGAUAAAAAGGAGCUUCAACUUACUCUCCAAAUCACCACCGUCGCCGUCCAGAAGUAGCUUCCACCGGCCACCGACCACCGCAGGCGCCACAACCACCACCAACCCUACUUUGAUGCGUUUCCCACAUACCUAACACAAAUUAUUCCACUCUUCCAUUACGUAGCCUUUGGAUUCUGUUGCGUGAUGAAACAACUCAACAAGCCAACCAUAUCCCUUGCAGCAAAUAUUCCAGCAACAUAAGAAACCUGAAGCAGUAUAAGUAACCGGUGAGAAAGCAAUUUGAUCAAUUGAGAAGAACUUUAGCAAUUGUUGAAGAGCUUUAUUAUAUAAUUAAUUUGAUGGCUCGACAACCUUGUGAUGACAAAUCAUCAUCUGGAUUCUGCUACUCUGAUGUGUCAUCGGGAAAUCCAACGAUGUUGGUGAAUCAGAUCCAAGGCUUUGUGUCAGACCCGGAGAUGUACAACCUAACCACAGGCAUGGAAAUGAUAGGGUUUCCAAAGAGUGACACCAACGCUGUCAUGUGGAGAAGUUUCAUCCCCAAACCGGGUCCUUCCUCUUCCAAAACCAUCAACGAUAAUUCCACAACUUUCUACCACCACGACUACAACAACAAGCAUGCAGAUUUCACACCAGCUGGGAAUAUUUCUCAAACAAGUGCCGAUAAUCUAAUCGUGGGAAGUCAUGAUUCAGCCUCGUGGCAAGACAACAUCAACAACAACAAUAACAGCAGCAGGUUUGAUGAUUCUUCUCUAAGGUGUGUGUUUCCUUGUGAAACCAACGAAAGGCCUAGCCAAGGUCUUUCACUCUCUCUUAGUUCAACCAACCCUUCCUCUAUCGGGUUGCAAUCUUUUGAGCUAAGACAAACAGGCCAACAUCUUGAUUUUGUUUCGUCGAGUUCCAGAGAUGGGUUCUUUGGAAAACCAGUUUCUCUUCAACAGCAACAGAUGGUAUCACAAGAUGGGUAUGUGAGUUCUAAUUCUAAAGUUGCAAGCGUUUAUCAACAAGGACAUUUCCUGGUGAAGAACUCCAAGUUCUUGGUGCCUGCACAAGACCUUCUCAACGAGUUUUGUAGCCUUGACGCAAAGCAAAGCGACUUGGGAAAGCCAACAAAAUCGUUGAAUAAGAAGCAGUGGGAAGAGGAAAAUAACGGUAUCGGUUCCUCGAAGAAGCAUUCUCUGACCUCUCUAGAGUUCGUGGAGUUGCAGAAGAGAAAGACAAAGCUGCUUUCGAUGCUGGAAGAGGUUGACAGAAGGUACAAGCACUACCGCAAUCAGAUGAAGAGCGUGGUGUCGUCGUUCGAAGCGGUGGCGGGGAAUGGUGCUGCCACGGUGUACUCAGCUUUGGCGUUGAAAGCCAUGUCGAGACAUUUCAGGUGUUUGAAGGAUGGGAUUAUGGCGCAGAUUCAAGCAACAAGAAAAGCCAUGGGAGAGAAAGACCCAGUUGCACCAGGCACAACAAGGGGCGAAACGCCAAGGCUCAAAGUUAUUGACCAAACACUGAGGCAACAAAGGGCGUUUCAGCAAAUGAGCAUGAUGGAAACCCAUCCUUGGAGACCCCAACGUGGCCUUCCUGAGCGAGCUGUUUCAGUUCUUCGGGCUUGGCUCUUUGAGCAUUUUCUCCAUCCGUACCCAAGCGAUGUUGAUAAACAUAUUUUAGCACGCCAAACCGGUCUCUCGAGAGGACAGGUUUCGAAUUGGUUUAUUAAUGCAAGGGUGAGACUAUGGAAGCCAAUGGUGGAGGAAAUGUACUUGGAGGAAGUGAAGGACCCUGAAAACAACAUAGCUUCCUCAGAAGGGGCUACUGAUCAAGACAAUGAUAUAAACCCAAAUAAUGUUGAAUACCCUCCACCUCCUUCUUCAUCACGAUCAGAGGAUCAGAAGCCAUCUCUGGUUCGAAUUGACUCCGAGUGUGCAUCCUCCAUCAUCAACAACCACAGUACCCCAGAUAACAAAAACGACCCAAAGGGCCACGAACAGUGCUUUGGGUCAGUGGAGCUUGAUUUUUCAUCAUACACACACCACUCCUCGGGUAUAGUUUCUUACGGAAGUAAUGAUCAGAAUGGGAACAACAACCAGAGUGGGGUGUCUUUGACGCUAGGGUUACAGCAACAUGGGGUGAGCCUAGCGUUCCCGCCAGCAACACAGAGUUCACUGUACUAUCCAAGGGACCAAAUUGAAGAUUGUCAACCAGUUCAGUACUCUCUUUUCGAUGGUGAAGGACAAAACCUGCCUUACAGGAAUUUGAUGGGAGCACAGCUUCUACAUGACUUGGCAGGGUAG
Glycine soja is the source of this 2822-nucleotide messenger RNA. Its product is annotated as homeobox protein BEL1 homolog. NCBI's taxonomy places the organism in Eukaryota, Viridiplantae, Streptophyta, Magnoliopsida, Fabales, Fabaceae. Gene Ontology annotation, molecular function: RNA polymerase II cis-regulatory region sequence-specific DNA binding; DNA-binding transcription factor activity, RNA polymerase II-specific. Gene Ontology annotation, biological process: regulation of transcription by RNA polymerase II. The transcript is spliced from 6 exons. The coding region runs from base 882 to 2822 and encodes 646 amino acids. The record is from RefSeq and is a predicted model, not a curated record.